This is a messenger RNA of Brassica napus (rape), 2728 nucleotides long. RefSeq lists its product as uncharacterized. The record is from RefSeq and is a predicted model, not a curated record. NCBI's taxonomy places the organism in Eukaryota, Viridiplantae, Streptophyta, Magnoliopsida, Brassicales, Brassicaceae. Bases 410 to 2548 code for a protein of 712 amino acids. The transcript is spliced from 5 exons.
UUCUGUUAUUACACCUCAUUUCGUUAUUUCCUUUAUUUUACAGACACGUUCCAACGUUCAAGGGACAAAACAGAGCGAUUUUAGGACACAUUUUAUUUUAGCGGUGGAGGCAAAAAAAAAAAAAAAGAAAGAAGAAAAGUCUCUUACUACUAAAACAGAUAAGCACAUUACUGUUUAAUUGGUUUUGUUUUCUUCUUCAUCGUUCUGUUCCUCGUAUCUUCUCCACCGCUUGUUUUGUUCUGUUUUUAUUUUCUCUUGUGCGAGAAAAUUCAGUGUCUUCACUAACCCAAAACGAUCUUCUCCUCCUUUUUUUACUUCCUCUUGUAGAGACACACAGAAACAGAGAGCUGUUCUUUAAAACCUUCGAUCGGUUGAUAAAACUCGAAUGAGUGUUUGAUUCGUAAAACAUAUGGAGAUAUCGUCUUCGUCCCAACGGUUCGGUUGUAUCCUUAGAGAUCGUAAUCAAAACGCUUUCGUUUGCAAGAAGAAUCUAAAAGCUCCGGUGAAAGACCGCCAUCAUCAUCAUCAUCAUCACGAGCUCUUUAAAUCUCACGUCUCCGACGAGAAUUCUGAGAACUUGGUCGAUUCUUGGAUCGAGACUCUUAAUAAAAAGAACAAUACCAACAAUGGUAUUGGUCGGUUAACGGGUAAACCAACCGUUAGAAAAUCGCGUGUUAGUGCAUCUCCUCCUAUAGAAGAAUCUGUUUCGAGGAAGGAGAAAUGUGAUGAAUCGAAGAGAAACAACGGAGCUUCUUCGCUGGUACAGAUAUGGGAGGCGAGGCUAAACCCAUCCAGCGGCGGAAACUCGCCGAGCCAUAACCAAUCCACGGUGGCUAGUAGUAUCCGGGGAGAUUCAGGAGACAGCGUUCAAGAUUCGUGUUUCUCAGAAUCUCCGUCUGAUGAAUCGGAAGCUGAGAAUGGUCAUGUGGAGAUGGAAUCUCGGUCACAGGGUUCAGUUUCUGAUUCCGGUAGAGUCGCUGACUUAAUUAGGAGGCUUAGCAAUGAAAAGAAGCUAAUCGCCGUCGGGGGUGGCCUCUCGACUAUCAAAACGCCGAGACCUUACAUUUCGUCGGAGAAAAGCAGUUUUCCGUUGGUUAGUUGCUCGCCGAGACUCCGAGGACGGCAAGCGUUCACCGAUCUGCUUAUGCGAAUGGAACAGGAUCGCCACCGCGAAUUGGAUUCGCUUCAUCAACGCAACGCAGUUUCUAAGUUUACUCAACGCGGCCGCCUCCAGUCAAUGCUAAGGCUGAGGAAUCUCAAACGCUGUCUAGCAAUUCAAGAUCAAUACCGGUCUAACGAAAAAACGACCAGAUUAAACCGGUUCGAACCAGGCUCUGCUGUUCUACGUUUAAGGGAGAAAUUUCGUGCUAACGCAGUCAACGCUGAUACGAGUAAAGAGACAGAAGUAGCUACAGAGAGGACAGGGUUGAAGAAAGGCGGUAUUAAUCAAGAAGCUUCUUUCGCUACAGCAGGCACAACGUUAUGUAAGGAAGAAGAAACUGUAAAUAGAACAGUUGAAGCAAACGUGGAUUGCCUUGAGCUGCAAGAAACAAGAGGUGCAAAGACUUGGAAUGACAACAAGUUCGAAGAUAAAGAAGAAGAAACAAGUCAGAGCGAAACUCCAGAAUCAACCCAGAAUAAACUUGAGAUAAAAAUGGAAAAUUGUGUGCAAGAAGCUCCAGAGACGCAAGGUGUGGGACAUGAGAGUAACGAGAUGGACCAGUGCCUUGAGCAACAAGAAACAUCAUACAUGAAUGGAUGGGAAGAGUAUGAAGAGGAGCAGUAUUAUUACGGAGAAGCGAACAAUGACUGGCUUAGCGAAAUAUCACGGCCGAGAAGUUAUUGGGAGGAACUGAGGAAGUCACGGUACCUGGAAGUAAUGAACACUCGGUCUGAGAAAGAAGACAUACGUAGACUCCUUGAGCGAAGAACGGUAACAGACUUUCUCGAGAGCGGGUUAAGAGAGGAGAUCGAUAGGCUCAUGAUGUCCCGUGUGCAGACACACUCGAAUAAAUCUUGUGAAAAAUGGGAACAAGAGGAAGAACAGAACAAUGAAGCUGACGAAAAAGAAGAGCCAUUAACAGAAGGCGAAGAGCAAGACGAUAGAGAUGAUGACUCUAGCCGAGCUUCUUCUCAUAUUUUUGCAUCGUCUCCUGCCGGAUCAUGGAGUUCGCAAGACACUGAAGUAACGUCUUCCACUCCUGUCUUGUCUGUUCAUAAUUCUCCUUCACCCGAAAUGGAGCUUAUAAGUGACAUGAGAGCACAGAUCCAACAGCUUCACCAAGAAAUGUCGUUACUGCGAGACUCUGUCAAGACAUGUUUGGAUGCUAACGCGAGCUUGCAACAGUCAUUCCACGGAGAAAACCCAAUGAAACGCAAAUGCUGCGUCUGCGACGAAACGCAGGUCGAAGCGGUUUUGUAUAUGUGCGGACAUAUGUGCACGUGCUUGAAAUGUGCCAAUGAACUACACUGGAGUGGAGGGAAAUGCCCGAUUUGUCGAGCUCAGAUUAUGGACGUUGUUCGUGUCUUUUUAGAUACAAGAAACUGAAAUAAAAAGGGUUCUUAAACGAGUCCACUAACCCUUUAGGCCCUCUGUUUUACUCAUCGCGUUUAUUUGGCGUUUUGGGUCUGAGUAUCGUAAUGUUCUCUUUAAUAUUAGGUUUUUUGUUACCAACAUUGUAACGAAAGGUUUUGUUUAGUUUUAUAAAGUUAAGUUUUGAUGUCCUAA